Molecule: messenger RNA, 2118 nt
Organism: Ilyonectria robusta
Lineage: Eukaryota; Fungi; Ascomycota; Sordariomycetes; Hypocreales; Nectriaceae
Product: major facilitator superfamily domain-containing protein
Exons: 8
Coding region: 1-2118 (705 amino acids)
Biological process (GO): transmembrane transport
Molecular function (GO): transmembrane transporter activity
Source: RefSeq, a predicted model, not a curated record
AUGUUGCUUUCUACCUUUUUUCUCGUUGCUAGCAGUAUCGGAGCCACGGUAGCCACUCCUAAGCCUCCUACUCUCGCAUACCUCUUCCGGAUGAACCUUACCCUCAGUUCAACCAUCAACACUGGGGCAGGUCCGGCAGGAACUCGAGUCGCCAUCCCCAUCACUGGUGGGACGUUGUCAGGCCCCAAGGGCAAUGGCACUGUUCUUCCUGUGGGAGCCGACUUUGGUGCGUUUGAUGCCUUGGGAAAUUUCAAUGUGGACUCCCACUCCGUGGUAAAGAUGGAUGACGGAUCGUACAUCUACACUCACUCGACUGGGCCACUGAUCUCUGGCCCUACUGCUCUGGACAGAGUCAAGUUUGAGACGGGAAGCAGCAAGUACUCUUGGCUCAAUGAGAUCCUCGCGGUAGCCGUCACCGAUUUCCCGGGUCCUUGGGUUACCCUUGACGUCUGGCAGCCGCCUCUUUUGCGGGGAAUUAAUUUCUCGUACCAGAUCGGACUGAUCGCGGCCCGCCGGUAUUAUCUUCAAGACCGGUCGGACCGACCACGGCCUAAAGGGGUUACGGUCAAGACCGAACUUACCAGUCCCUAUCCCCCGAUUACGCCCCGUGCUAUGGCGUCCGACUGUCGAAGCUCCACGCCUCCCUUGUCGUUUGUCCCCGGGGACAGUUCUACCAACGAUCAAAAUCGGGAUCCUCGCCCUUCAUCCGAAACCGUCAUGGCCGACGACCCGGAUCAAGAAAUUAUGAUGGGACACGAUACGAACCGCAAAAUAGUCGGUUGGGACGGCCCAGAUGACCCAGAAAACCCCAUGAAUUGGCCAAACCGGAAGAAGUGGAUGGUUACAGUCUCCUUGGGCAUGUUAACAUGGGUUGUCACGUUCGCGAGCAGCAUUUUCAGCACAGCGACACUGCCCGCUGCCAAGGAGUUCGGCGUGUCGACAGAGGUCAUGACUCUAGGCACAAGCUUAUUUGUCCUGGGCUUCGCUUUCGGUCCUCUUAUAUUCGGCCCCAUGUCCGAGGUAUAUGGCCGCAAAUAUCCUCUCUUCCUUGGAUACUUUGUCUUUGCACUCUUCCAGAUCCCUGUGGCCACGGCCGAAAAUGUUCAAACCGUCCUCGUCUGCCGAUUUCUGAGCGGGUUGUUUGGUUCGUCUCCCCUUAGCGUUGUUGGCGGCGCACUGGUUGACUUUUGGCCCCCCGUCGAACGCGGCAUUGCCAUGAGCAUUUUUGCUGGUGCGAAUUUCGUUGGUCCUGUUGCUGGUCCCAUCAUGGGUGCCUUUAUAACCCAAAGUUCACUGGGCUGGCGGUGGACAGCGUACAUCACAGCCAUCAUGGCAGCUUUGUUCGGUCCAAUUGCAUUCAUUACGGUUCCUGAGACGCUAGAAUCUUGCCUGCUGACUAGGAAAGCUCGUUCAGUCCGUCUCUCGACCCAGGACUGGGCAAUGCAUGCUGUUGCAGAAGAAACACCUGUCGAUCUCGGUGAGAUGGCCCACAGAAUUCUGGUCCGGCCACUUGCAAUGCUAGUGCUCGAGCCAAUUAUCAUUUUCGUGACCCUUUACAUGUCAUUUGUAUACGGUCUCAUCUACCUUUUCUUUGAAGCAUAUCCCGUAUCCUUUCAUGAGGAUCGCGGGUGGAAGAGCGGUGUUAGUGCUCUUCCAUUCUUGGCCAUCAUAGUUGGCGUCAUACUCGGGGCCGUCAUCAUUGUCAUCUUCUCCAAGACGCGCUUUACACGGAUUAUCAACGAGAAGGGCCGCUUGCCACCUGAGCAGCGGCUACUCCCCAUGAUGAUUGGCGGAGCAUGUUUUCCGGUUGGGCUUCUCUGGUUCGCCUGGACGUCGAACCCUCGCAUUUCAUGGGUGCCACAAGCACUGGCCGGGGUUCCGCUAGGAAUGGGUGUUAUGCUCGCCCUCGCUGCCAACGCCGUAGUGCGGGCACUGUUCGGUGCAGGAUUCCCCAUGUUCGCGGCAGCCAUGUACAAAAGGCUGGGGGUUGAUUGGGCAACUAGUGUUCUUGGUUUUAUCGCUAUAGGGCUUUUCCCAGUUCCCAUUCUUCUCUAUAUAUUUGGAGAGAGAAUCAGGAAACUUAGUCGAUAUGCUCCUAAUGGCGGCCCUCCAAAAUAA